GUACGGCAUUAACGUCGUCGUCGUUGUUGUUGUAAAUUACGGUCCAAAGUCCGCGUUGUUAAUUAUUAUUUACACAGUUUUACGUAAGCCACAAAUUUUACGUCGUCGGGUAGGUAUAAACGUUGGUUGUUUGGUUUAGUGGCGGCCCACUACCUGUAAACAGCUGCUGCCCCGACGGUGGUGAUAACGGGGCGACCGGAGUGAGAGAGAGAAACGUCGCGGGCCAGAGCGAGACCGUUCCUCCUUCUCCGCAGCUCCUUUGUCACACAAAGAGGAAGGAAGAGAAGUCAACAAAUAAUCAACAAUCAACAUGGCCGCCGCGAUUCACUGUCGCCGUGCUGGAUCGACUGGACAAUGACGAUUUUUAUCACGUUCGCGUGCUGCUGCUGCUGACUGAGAGAGACACGGAUCCUCCAUUGCGUACGCUCGUCCGGCGCGUCGCUUGCUAGGGUGCAGCAAUAGAUGAUCAUCUAGCGAUGGAACUCAGGGUAGGCAAUAAAUACCGGCUCGGGCGAAAGAUCGGUAGCGGAUCGUUCGGCGAUAUCUACUUGGGUACAAAUAUUUCUACUGGAGAAGAAGUAGCCAUAAAAUUAGAAUGUAUCAAAACGAGGCAUCCCCAACUUCAUAUAGAAUCGAAAAUUUACAAAAUGCUAUCCAAAGCACCCGGAAUACCAGUCAUAAAGUGGUGCGGAUCGGAAGGCGACUACAACGUCAUGGUAAUGGAGCUGCUGGGGCCGUCGCUAGAAGACUUAUUCAAUUUUUGCUCUAGGAGGUUUUCAAUUAAAACCGUGCUGCUGUUGGCCGAUCAAUUGUUGGACAGAAUAGAGUACAUCCAUAGCAAAAACUUCAUCCACAGGGACAUCAAGCCGGAUAACUUUUUAAUGGGCUUGGGCAAACGGGGUAAUCUGGUGUACAUUAUCGAUUUCGGCUUGGCCAAGAAGUAUUGCGACAGCAGGACCAACGAACACAUAAUGUAUCGCGAAAACAAAAAUCUCACCGGCACCGCCCGUUACGCUUCCAUAAAUACGCACUUAGGCAUAGAGCAAAGUCGACGGGACGAUCUCGAAUCUCUUGGUUACGUACUGAUGUACUUCAAUCGCGGCUCGUUGCCGUGGCAAGGUUUAAAAGCUGCGACAAAGCGUCAAAAAUACGAGCGCAUUAGCGAAAAGAAAAUCGUCACAUCGUUCGAAGACUUGUGCAAAGGCUAUCCGAACGAGUUUUUAACGUACUUGUUAUACUGCCGCGCAUUGAGGUUUACCGAAAAACCUGAUUUUUCCUAUCUAAGACAAUUAUUCAGGCAAUUGUUCCAUCGUCAAGGCUUUACGUACGACUACAUUUUCGACUGGAACAUGCUUAAAUUUGGUGCCAACGGCGCUAGAUAUAGUGGAUCCGACGAUCAAAAAAACGCUUCGCACCAAGACAGACGGGCCAUGCAAGACGGCGGCUCUCCCGCGACUAACGUCGUACCGUUAGGCAGCCGCGCUCAAGCCGAUCAAAGCGGCAUCAAGAAUUUUUUAUCUAAAGUUCCGCUCGUACCUAUGGAUAACUGUGCAGGCGGUGGCGUCAUACAACCGUUACAGUCGAGAUUACGUUACAGCGCGGACCCCGGGUCCGCUCGACCGGUCAGAACUCAAACCAGAAGUUCAGCCAUGGCGACGCCGGAUUCGCCGUCCACUACGCAACCACUGCAAACCAAGUCAGUAUCUGUGACCAGACGCAAUCGCCAUCCAACCUAAAUAUUAACAAAUUCCCAUGUCGUAUAUUAUUCAACAUGUAACCCAAGCUAACAUUUUGCAAUUACUCGGUUUCUCAAUGAAAAAACUGUGUAGUAUUCAGUUUAUUAUUAUUAUUAUUAUUUUUUUUUUUUAUUAUUAUUAUUUAUUUUAUAUCGUUCGUAAAACAAAUUAAAAUAUUACAUUUCGAAUGACACACUUAAUAAUUCUCUCUCGCGCUCAGCACGCGUAAAUCGCACACCACCGAUAACACAACAAGUAUAUAUAGGAGCUCUCUAUUUUACCGUCUUAAAAAUUCAUUCAAAGUAAAAAAAAAACCAAAGAAAACGGGUCUUAUUAUUUUGAAUUUUCAAAUUAAAAACAAUAACUCUCGCGUCCCGACGGUAAUAACAAUUCGAGUGAUACGUUAAGACAAAGAUAAUCACACACACACCUAAGUGACUGCCGAUGUGUAGAUUUGUGGAAUUACUUUUUUGGAAACUAUCUUGAUAAGAGACCAAUUAAUAUAAUAUUGUUAAGAAAUAUUCCUCUUUAACCACGGGUCAUGGCUAACACAUACAUUUACAAACACAUCAAUUUUAUACACAUUUUCAUGUAAAAUUGUAUCGUAACUUAAUUUAAUUAAACACGUUAGUUAGUACUCUGUGGAGUAAAAAUCCUUUGAAAGGGAGGGCGUGUGCUGGACAUUUAUAUUUUGCUGUUCUUUAAUCUUUUUUUUUUUUUCAAUAUAUUCAUCACAACUGCAUUACACUGUUAUUAUUAUUCAUACGUAGCGAUAUAAUAUUAAAUAUUUUUUUUUUUUGUAAACACUUUAGAAAAUAUGUAAGAACUUUUUAUUUUUAUUUGU
Messenger RNA from Adelges cooleyi (spruce gall adelgid), 2580 nucleotides. Its product is annotated as casein kinase I-like. Gene Ontology annotation, molecular function: protein serine/threonine kinase activity; ATP binding. The transcript has 8 exons. Bases 477 to 1736 code for a protein of 419 amino acids. Gene Ontology annotation, cellular component: nucleus; cytoplasm. Gene Ontology annotation, biological process: signal transduction; endocytosis; peptidyl-serine phosphorylation. The record is from RefSeq and is a predicted model, not a curated record. Lineage: Eukaryota; Metazoa; Arthropoda; Insecta; Hemiptera; Adelgidae.